CAACCAGUUUAUGGUUAAUUGAAGGUGCAAUGCGAUCAGCUGUCUUGCAGCUGCCUAUCCCUGGCGGGGAGGAGUCCAGGUAGCCUCAGAAGCUGUCACUUGAAGGCUCAGCACUUCCUGCUCGUCCUCCUCGCUGCUCAGAGACUCAGGAGAGUGAUUUCCAGCUUCUUCUCUGCUGCCUGCGCCACUUCUUUCAUGUACCCUGUGAGCAGGAGCCACAUCUAUGCUGCCAAGGUUGUGCCGGGGUCUCUGUGUCUUCCUCCUCUGUCAGAUCUGCUCUGUGAAACCCGAUUCUGAAGAAACAUGCCAUAAAUUCACAGACCUGGAUUUACCCGAUGCCAUAGUCGGGACAGAUCUUCACGUGCAAUUGUUAUUAUACACCAGAGACAACGCAAACUGCUCAUCGGAUCUUAACAAGGAGAAUGCCACGGCUUUUAGGUAUCUGGAUGUGUCAAGGAAGACCAUUUUUAUCACCCAUGGAUACAGGCCGACCGGGUCUCCUCCUGUGUGGUUAGAUGAAAUUGUUCAGAAACUGCUCGCCGUCGAUGAUUUCAAUGUAAUCCUAGUUGACUGGAACCGAGGUGCCACCACACUGAUCUAUCACAAUGCCGCCGGGAAAACCAGGGAAGUGGCAGACAUAUUGAAAAGCCUCAUUGAUGAAAUGUUGAGCCAAGGGGGAUCACUGGACUCCAUCUACAUGAUAGGAGUCAGCCUUGGGGCGCACAUUUCCGGUAUUGUUGGGAAAAUGUACAAUGGUUCAAUUGGCCGAAUUACAGGACUGGAUCCUGCUGGACCUUUGUUCAACGGGAAACCCCCUGAAGAAAGAUUGCAUUAUACUGAUGCAAAGUUCGUAGAUGUCAUCCAUUCUGACAUUGAUGCUCUAGGCUAUCGGGAAAAUUUAGGACACAUUGAUUUCUACCCCAAUGGAGGAACUGAUCAGCCGGGUUGUCCAAAAACCAUAUUGUCAGGUUCUGAAUAUUUUAAGUGUGACCACCAGCGCUCCGUGUUUCUGUACAUAGCAUCCUUGACCGAGUCCUGUAGCGUUUUGACAUUUCCCUGUGAAAAUUACAGAGAUUAUAGAAUUGGAAAAUGUGUGGAUUGCCAGGAGUUUGCACCGCUCAGCUGCCCAGUUUUAGGUUUUUAUGCUGAUAAGUGGAAAGAUUAUCUGGUGGCGAAGAAUCCUCCAGUGACUAAAGCUUAUUUUGACACGGCUUCGAAGAAACCAUUUUGCAUAUUUCAUUAUUUCUUGGAGUUCAUCACAUUAAAUGCUGAACCACGUAGUGGAUACAUCACUAUCAAGCUUGAGUCUACAUCGGGAAAUGUUACAGAAUCAAAGCUUGACCAAGAUGCUAUCACAUAUGAACAAAAUAAAGAAGUUACCUUACUGGCCAAGUUUGAUAAUGAGCUUGAAGAGAUUUCAAAAGUUUCUUUAAUGUUUACCACCGGUUCCCUCAUUGGACCAAAACACAAACUGCGAGUUAUGAGGAUGAGACUGAGAUCUUCUUUCCAUCCUGACAGGGAAAUACUCUGCCGCUAUGACUUCGUCCUUCCUGAAAAUGUUGAAAUAGAUUUCAUGCCUGUUCCAUGUCAAAACUCCAAUAUUUUUUCCUCCUGUUGUGGAGCAAAUGGAGAUGAAUGCUCUGAAUGAGACAAUAUUGUUCCCCCUUCUACCCAAGAUGGUGAAUGCACUUUGACAGUAUUGACCAUCGUUAAAAGGAAGAUGGAAUCAGCCGUUGUAUUGAGCACCGGGAUGCAACACUAGCCUAACCCCGAAAUAAUGCAUUCCUUUAUGAAGGCUUGGAUAUUUUCAAGGACACUUGUGCCUUUGAGACUGCAGGAAUGGCAUGGAUUUAGUCAUUUUCUAUAUUGUUUAUUUGUAUAAAUAAUGUGAAUAUUAUGUGAUUUUUAUAAUAUAGAAAACUAAACUAUUUCAGCAAAUAUUCUAUUUUUGAUAUGAAUAAGUUAAUUGGAGUUAAUUUUUGCUUUCAGUGCAUAUUCACUGUCUGUCUGUCUCUCUCUCUCUCUCUCUAUCUAUCUAUCUAUCUAUCAAUCUAUCUAUAUGCGGCACCGGACAAACAAGCGUGGGGCAGGUGCUAUGUACCAGGGCAUGUGCUCAAUGCCCAAAUAUAAAAAACUAAAAUCGGACAGCACUCCAAAAACAACUAAAGAAGCUUAUUUUUGCCACAUGGGUGAAUAAAAUGUUAAUGGAUUGCUGUCCGAUUUUCAUGUUAUAUAUAAACUGGCUGAAAAAAAUAGCUUGAGGGGAGAUAUAUAUAUAUUUAGUAAAAAAAAAAUUCAGCCAGUUACCCAGACACAGGAUAUUGAGAAUUGUUUGUAUGGUGUCUACCUCUGCAUUUCAUUUCAUGAAUGUAUAUCGUAUGUGUAUAUGUUGUUUUUUUUAAGAAAAAGUUAAAACUGUUUUCUGUACAAACUUUUUUAUUUUAUUUUUUAUAUUUUUGUAAAAGAUUAGCACUGAUUAUCACUGUAUUUAGAAAAUUGCCAUGUGGGGAUUGGUUUUGGGCGAAAACCCACAACGUAAAAUUGACAUGCUGUGGAUUGCAAGUCAAGUUAUUGUAGGUGCAAAUUUCAUUACAGAAAUUUUAUGCAGUGCUUGAAUUAAACUUUGAAAAAAAUCUCUGCUGCUGCUGUAUUACACUGUAAUUUUUUAACAUAAUAUUCUGCUGUGAAAAAUUGAUAUUGCAGUGUUUUAUGCUCCGUGUGGCCGUAUCUUAAAAGCUCUGGUGUACGUGUCACUGACUGCAGUUGCGCUUAUGUUGUCAGAGCAUUACCAUGAACUAAUUGCAUUGUCAAUUUUUAUUUUGAUAUUGCCGCUUUACCCCCAAUGACUCAGAAAAAUCAAACUGGUGAUGAAACUCAUAGGCUUUGUGGAGGGUGUAGACAGCCUAAUGCAGAUCCGAUGGAUGCCUCUGUUAAUCUUGUUAUAUCCUCUACUCCAGGGAUGCCCAACCUGCGGCCCUCCAGCUGUUGCAAAACUACAACUCCCAGUAUGCCCAUACAUCCUUUAGCAGGGCAUGGUGGAAGUUGUAGUUUUACUCUUUAGUUUUUCUCUCUUCUUUCUUACUAUGAAGCUGUUAGAAAAAGGAAAAUCUGACCUAUACACAUCAAAAGAGGCUUAGGACAACUUCUGUAGAAUUGAGGUCUGGCUGCGGUUCACAUGUGUUACGUGAAGCCACUAAUGGGACACUGCACUUUCCAAUGCCACCACCACUCUAUUCACUAACACUGCAGAUAAUUCUGCUACAGUGAAAUACUGUAAUGGCAAAACUACAACUUAACACACACCUCUCAUUUCAGGUGACUUUUUACACAAAGCAUGUGUGCCAAUGAGUUUCAACAAUAUCUGGCCGUUAUAUGACUUGUAUCUGGCAAUUAUCACCAGGUUUCCCCCUCUGUAGUCUCUAUCUCUAAUUCUUAGUUUUCUCUGAACAAGUAGGUGUAGACUAGCUGCUUUUAUGUCUCCUAUACACUGCUCAGAGAAAAAGUAGAGAUCCUGCUAUCCUAUCUGUCUAUCGCAUACAUAGAAACAAUAAUAGCAGCAUGGAGGACGUUAUAGAUUUGUCUUUUUUUUUUUUUGUGAACAAUUAUUAAAAUUGUAUUUUUAUGUACAGGUUUAUUUUUUAUAUAAUUAUUUGUAAAAGAGCAUGAAUGUAUUAUCACUGAUCAUCACUGUAUUUGGAUAAUUGUAAUUGUGAUAAUAAAUGUAGAAAAAUGUA
Bufo gargarizans (Asiatic toad) is the source of this 3734-nucleotide messenger RNA. Its product is annotated as lipase member H-A-like. NCBI's taxonomy places the organism in Eukaryota, Metazoa, Chordata, Amphibia, Anura, Bufonidae. The record is from RefSeq and is a predicted model, not a curated record. Gene Ontology annotation, biological process: lipid metabolic process. The coding region runs from base 224 to 1648 and encodes 474 amino acids. Gene Ontology annotation, molecular function: lipase activity; carboxylic ester hydrolase activity. The transcript is spliced from 10 exons.